ACUUAAUUAAAAAUCAUCUAAAAAAAAUUAUUAAUGUUAAAUUACUAAGAAGAAGCAGAAAGAACUUUAUUAGGUUCUAGGGGAUCAGCAAAAAGAAGUAAAUCAUAAGCACCCACUGUUUAAGUUAAGUAUUAUGGAAAAGUAUAUUCAAUAUGCUGUGAUAGUCCAUCAACUAAACAAUCUAUUGCAGAAACAGGAUACUGUAAAAGCUACUUUAAAGAUUUAGUAAAAUAAAUAGAAAAAACUAAAGAGAGUGAAUUAACUGAAAAUAUUAAGAAUUUGAGGAUUGAAUAUUAUCAUAAGAGAUUAGCUAAUGCAAUAAAUAUAGUCAAUGAGAGAAGAAAAGAAAUCAAGCAUGAAAAAAAAUAAAUGGUUGCAUCACAAAGAAAAUAAGAUACUGAAAAGAGAGGAAAAAAUAAAUAGGAUACUUUGGAUGACUCUGAAACUGAUUCUGUUUUAAAUUAUUAAAGAAAAGAAAAAAAUACUCCUAGAAAAAAUGGUUUAUCUGAAUUUUCAAUUAAUAAAAGAGCUAAUUCUGUAAAUAACUCAAGAAACGAUACAUAGUCUGAGAGUUAAAAUGAUUUUAUCACUUCUCCUGAUAUGAAAAUGGGAACAAAUAGAAAUUAAAAAUAAAAUAUUGAAUCUGCAAGCCCUGUUAAAUAGAAGUAUAGAAAUAAAAAUAAUGACUCUGAAUUAAAUUUUAAGAGGGUUAUUCAAUAUCUUAAAUCUAAUCAUAAGAAUCCUGAUAUUAGUCCUCCAUAAGAUAUUUUAAAAUCAAGUGAUGAUAGCCCGUAAUUUACUAAGGAAAUAUAAAAAUAUAAUAAGAAGAAGCAAUUAGAAUAAUUUAAGGCUUCUUAAGAAUUAAGUAUAGUUUUGAAAGAACUAUAAAAGGAAGAAAAAGAGAAGGAUAGGAUUUAAAAAAAGAUUAUGAAAGAAAUGAAAGAUGAUUAGGAAGAGUAAUAUUAGAUGGAGAAAAAGAGAAGGAAAUGGAGAGACGAGUUAGAAAAUAAAAAAGAAAAGGAGGCAGAGUAUGAGGAAUAAAGAAAAAAUUAACUUAAUUCCUUUAAGUAUAAAAUGGAAUAGUUAAAAUAGAAGCAUGGUUAUGAAAAAGAUUUCUUAAUUUAGAAAAAAGAGUAAAAAGAAAGAGCAUAAACUGAGAUUAAGUAUAAAACUUUAAGUUAGAUACACGAUAACAAAGAGUAGGAAAGCUUUAAAAGAACUAUGUUGCAAACUGAUUUAGAUUAAAAAAUGUACUGUAGUGAAUAAAUGCACAAUCACCAGAUAAACCAGAAAAAAGAGUAACUGAGAGAGAAAUUUAGGCAAGAUAAAGAAAUUUAUGAUAAUUACAAGAAAAUAGAGGAAGAUAAAAUUAAUAAGAAUUUAAGGAAUUUUUUGGAUAAGCUUGAAAACAAUAAAAUGGUUGCAAUCAAACAUAUUCAAGAUGUUAUGGAAAAAGAUAAAAAAAAGAAAGAACACAUAAGUGAGUUAAAUGAACUUCGUACUAACAAUAUUAUGCAAAUACAAAAUUAAAAAGAAGAACAACUAACUCAAAGGGAGUAAAAGUUAUAAUAAUACAAUAAAUAUAUAUUAAACAAAAAGAAAUAAGAUGAAGAGGAAUUAAAUGAGAAAAAGGAGAAAGCUUUACUUAGGUAAAUGGAGAUAAAGGACAAUGAAGAAAUAUAAAAAAGGAAAAAAGAAUAUGAAUUUUAGUAAUACUUUUAAAGAGACUUAGAUAAGAAGGAGAAGUUCAUAUAAGAAUAAGAUAAAUUAAAAUUGUUAGAUAUUGCUAGAAAAGAGAACAAUAUUCACUAAUCACUAGAAACUGAAAGAAUUCAGAGAAAUAUGGAUUAUGUUACAUAGAAGAUAUUAAAUAAAAAUAGUAAAUUUACUGAGCUCAAUAAAACUGUAGAGAUAUUGAAAACAACUAUUGAUGACAAGAAAGUUGACUACUCAAUUUUUAAAUUAUAAAAACCUAAAAAAGAAUAAUCUUUAGAAAACCGUUCUUCAACAUCUUUUAGACCUCGAGAAAGUAAGAGCCAUUUUGGAAAAAGGGAAAGUGAAGUAUCAAGUCCUUUUAAAAGAAAACUAAUUUGCUGA
This is a messenger RNA of Tetrahymena thermophila SB210, 2097 nucleotides long. RefSeq lists its product as hypothetical. The record is from RefSeq and is a predicted model, not a curated record. NCBI's taxonomy places the organism in Eukaryota, Ciliophora, Oligohymenophorea, Hymenostomatida, Tetrahymenidae. The transcript has 8 exons.